Messenger RNA from Cuscuta epithymum, 1647 nucleotides. The record is from the annotation of a GenBank genome assembly. NCBI's taxonomy places the organism in Eukaryota, Viridiplantae, Streptophyta, Magnoliopsida, Solanales, Convolvulaceae.
GUCCGUUGUCCUCAUGUGCUCGUUGGGUUGAAAGAGUAGCUUCUCUCUCUUAGCCAAUUUCAUUGUUAACCGGGCUCCAGUCUGAAGCUACUUCCUCUGUCCAGCUAAGAAAGAGAUGCUUUCGUUCUAAUGGCUACAUUUCACCCGAGCAAAACUGAGAUGGAUGGGGAUAGAAUUAGCCAACUUCCCGCAGAUGUAAAGGACUUGAUUAUGGAGUGUUUGGACACUCGUGAUGCUGCCAGAGUAGCUGUGCUCUCAACUCAAUGGAAGGAUGUUUGGUUGAGACAUGGCCGGCUUGUCUUCAAUUACCGCUACUUUCGACGUAGACGUAAACCCUCGACUUUCAUCAACAUGGUAACGAACAUUCUUAUGCUUCGUUCAGCACCUGUUAAGAAAUUUGAGUUUUUGUAUGCUGCUGUGGAUGUUAGGGAUCGUUGGUGUAAGCCAAAGCAGUCUGAUGUAGAUCAAUGGUGUCUUUUCUUAUCAAGAAAUGGAAUUGAGCAACUUAGCAUAUGUGUUACGAAUUUGACUGAAGAAGGGUGUUAUAACCUGCCACAUUGUAUAAUCUCAUGUUCCACACUUAAGCGACUGAAACUAGCUGGUUUUCUUUUAGACUACCCUGUUACUGCUGGACUCAGUAGUAUAUUUACUCAUGUCACAUCUCUAGUUUUUGUGGGUGUUGUCUUUAUCCAUACUGUCAAUGGAAGUACUAUAACCAUUGUUCCUAAUCUUGAGGAGCUGGUCUUCCAGGCGUGUCAAGGGAUCCAUAAUUUUGUGAUCAGUGCUCCUAAACUUAAAAGCUUGACUGUUUCCUUCUCUAGGCACAUUGCUGAAUGGAAAUGGUUUCAACUUCAUUUUCCAGUAACUAAGAGUCUUUCCCUGUCUGUAGAUGUACUUUCAGACAUAUGUGAUGCUGCAUUGAAUCUGCCAGAGAUGAUCCCAACUGCAAUAAAUCUACAAGCGAUGAAGCUGGAUGAUUUCAGUUUUGGUUCUGCCCAGCACUUUUUCAUUGCCAGUGAAAUGAUUAAAAAAUGUCCCAAGCUAUGCAAACUGGAAAUCAUCUCAAAUCUGGCAUGUUGGAUAGAUGACGGUGCAAGUCUGUGGGAGGAUCCCGUAGAUGGUGGCUUUAUUAUUGAUCAUGAUCUGGACAUGCUUAAAAAAGUUAGCAUAGAUUCAUUUUUUGGAUAUAAACGGGAAGAGAUCUUUGUGAAAGCAAUCCUUUCAAAGUCACCUGUGCUUGAGGAACUUGUUAUCCGGCAAUCAGCCAAAAGAGGUGACUCAGUGGCUUCCGAAUUCAGAAAUGAGAUGCACUGCUUCCCUCGCGCUUCUUCAAAAGUGUGCAUUGUCAUUAAUUAUAUGUAAUGCCUCAUUAGCGUAAAAUGAGCAUUGCUCAAAUAUACAUACUAGUACAUGUUUUUUAAACUACGAGCAGCACCCAGUGGCAGAAUGAACAUCUAACUUUUUUUAAAAACACACAAGUAUGCAAAUUUAGUGUAUUUAUUAUUCUUCAAGUUUUUAAUUGUAGAAACAUCAUGAAUUGUUAGUAGUUGUGUAACACUGACAAGUUUAUGUGGAUGUUUAUGUGGUUGACUCUUCUAGUUUUGACCAGUUACAUUGGCAUCUGUUUAUUUGGGUCAAUUAACGCAG